AGACCAGGAGCUUAUGUGGAGCCGGGCGCGGAGCAGUGCAGAUGGAUCGUUCCGUGCCGCUGGUGGCGGGUGUGGGUGCGGUUCCCGUGCCCGAUUUCAGGCAAAAUGAGGGUUCAUUAACAUCAACUUUACGAACACUUCUGUUCUUCACAGCUCUAAUGAUUACAUUACCUGUUGGGCUAUAUUUUUCAUCAAAGGCUUAUAUAUUUGAAGGUACCUUAGGAAUGUCGGACAGGGACAGCUAUUUUUAUGCGGCCAUAGUUGCUGUCAUUGCUGUUCAUGUGGUACUUGCUCUCUUUGUAUACGUAGCAUGGAAUGAGGGCUCUCGACAGUGGCGGGAAGGCAAACAGGACUAGGAUGAAGAUCAUUGUCAUCUGAUGCCUACAGACUGUAAAUCAGAUUUCUGUGAGCUGAAGAAAAAACAUUCUUCACAAUGUAUAAUACAGAUGUACAAAGAGGAGGCUAAUGCCUUCGCUCUGGGUAGAGUAAGACUUGUGCUCGUCAUGAAUGUGAAACGGUAUUUUCUCUAAUGCUGAUGGAAGUUGUUCUUUAGCAGGCCUCUGCUACAUGGAGCUGAGGUCUUCACCUGGAAUUAAAAUGAAAUCAUUAUUUAUUUAAAAAAAAAACAAAACAAAACAAAAAAAAUGCAAAAAAUAAUCCUGUAGCUAUCUUUGUCAUUCCUAGUACUUUUCUGGUUUGCUUUGAAAAUAAUAUUGUCGUGAAGCAAGCAUUUCUGAGUGUAGAAGUAAUUGCAGGAAUAGAAUGGGUUGGAAACUCAGGUGAUGUCUUUCUAAAGUGAAAUACAAAGGGUUUUCUGGUUUUGUUUUUGUGUUUGCUUUUUUAUUAUUUUCAGAUGUAAUUUUUUAUUAAAGUGUAAAAUUCGGUCUUUAAUUUCCUUUUAGGAGGACUGUUGUAUUACUUCAUUGCUUAUCUUUCCAGCCUUCUACAGUUAAUGGUGAUAAUGGAAAGGAAAUGGCAUAGCAUGUUUUUUGUGUCUGCAUUUAUAUGUGUUCUUGAUAAUUGCUAAAGAUUGUAGUUGGAUAUCCUAGGGUGAAGUGGUAUCAGUAACAGGUAUAAGCCACUCUCAUGGAUAGUAGAGGAAUGAGCAAGAGAAAACAAGCUGUAGCCACGUGUCCUUUAAGAAGCAGAACACAAGAAUGAUCAUAUGGAAAAUUUGCUUCUAUUCAUAAAUAUGAACUUGUGCACUGUGACAUGAUACAAUAUGUUGAUUGUUUUCUUUUUUCCUUAGUUGUAUGUAGACACUCUUUAUAGCCAAAUCAUAAUGAGAUUUUUGUGUUGCAGGAUAACCUGAAUUUCAUUCCACUGCUGUACUGUUGUUGGCAAGCUUUUAGUGUGUAGAUAAAACAUUUCUCCUAAAGUUCCAGCAAUGCAUGGAACUUUCCUAACACUGACGAGUGCUGUUAGGCUGCUGUGCUUUAGGUGGUUCUGUUAGCUGGAGUUUUCCAAUUUGUUUUAGUUGAACCAUUUUUGGAGGUCUUCUACUCAGUAUCAGCUGGGAAUGUUUUGGUGCUACAUUUGUCCAUGGUAAAAUUUUUCCUCAAGCCUUUGUGUCAUUUAUGGAUUAUGUUCCCAGGUCUCCUUCCUCCCAUCUCUACACAGUCUCAGCUCUGCACAAGUAUCCUACACCAUGUCACACUCAUGCAAAUAGCUUUUUACAUUAUGUUGCUGAAAUGUGAACUUUUCUCACCAGGAGCCCAUUGUCAAGUUGCCGCCAGCAAACUGAAGAAGGGUCUUGUAGCGUUUGAAAUCCAAAUUUAGGUUGUAAGCUGGCUUGUAGUGGAGAAUAAGUAGGAACAUAGCUGUUGUGCUCUGCUACCUGGAUCUUGUGCUAUAUGUGUUUUAUAUUUCACAUACCAGAAUCCCUAGAUUAUU
Molecule: messenger RNA, 1893 nt
Organism: Neopsephotus bourkii (Bourke's parrot)
Lineage: Eukaryota; Metazoa; Chordata; Aves; Psittaciformes; Psittacidae
Gene: VMA21
Product: vacuolar ATPase assembly factor VMA21
Exons: 3
Coding region: 42-356 (104 amino acids)
Biological process (GO): vacuolar proton-transporting V-type ATPase complex assembly
Cellular component (GO): endoplasmic reticulum membrane
Source: RefSeq, a predicted model, not a curated record